Mycetomoellerius zeteki is the source of this 1367-nucleotide messenger RNA. RefSeq names its product tRNA methyltransferase roswell (gene rswl). Gene Ontology annotation, cellular component: mitochondrion; nucleoplasm; nucleus. The record is from RefSeq and is a predicted model, not a curated record. Bases 65 to 1339 code for a protein of 424 amino acids. The transcript is spliced from 3 exons. NCBI's taxonomy places the organism in Eukaryota, Metazoa, Arthropoda, Insecta, Hymenoptera, Formicidae. Gene Ontology annotation, biological process: positive regulation of mitochondrial translation; mitochondrial tRNA 5'-end processing. Gene Ontology annotation, molecular function: tRNA binding.
CGCAAUUUAUGAUAAAGUGACGAUUGUUGUUAUAAGAAAUUGUAAUAACUACCUUUAUUAUAGAAUGUUUAAUAACAUGAGAAAAUGCCUGAUAACCUCAGUUAGGAUUCACAGGAAAUUUUUGAUACGAUCGAUCCAUGUGAAUAUUUUGUCACCUGGAUUUCAUUUUUCGAAUGUAAAUACUCAAUAUUCAAAUAAUGCAGUUUACAAACGAUUUUACUGUCAUGAUACGAUCGAUGAGAAAAAUGUAACGAGUGCCGAGUUGAAAUAUCAUAGGCAAAAGUUGAGUAAGCAAGAGCUGGAUGAAUUUCUGUCCGAUUCCGAUAAUUACAAGCGUUUCCAAAUAUUAGAAUUAGAAGUAGACGUUUUGCGACACAAUGCUGAAAGAGUGCCUAAAAAUAUUGAACCAAAAGAUUGGUUGUGUCUGCUAAAUACAAGGGUCAAAACAAAAAGAAAAAAAUACCUUCAGUUCUUGUGGCGUAAUGAGAAAAAAACAGAACAUGAGAAGGAGAAGAAAGAGUUGAAGAAGGCUAAAUGGCUUGCCGAAAAGCAAGAAUUGACCGAGGACACCGAUGAAAUGAAAUAUGGCCUCUUGUAUAAUUCACUAUUUUUGCGUAUAUAUGAAACAACUAUAAACCACUAUUACAAUGGCAGAUUGAUUCAGAAUAUGAUGUUUGAGCCGAAGCUAGUGUUUGAUUGUGGCUAUGAGGACCACAUGACUAAACGUGAGCUACACAAUUGCAGCAAGCAGUUAGCUUUGUCAUUUGCUCAUAAUCGCAACCAUGCCAAUCCUCUGUGUCUUUAUUUCUGUAAUUUUAACAAAGAUGGAUUACUCAAGCAUCAUCUUCAUCAAAACAUACCUACUUUGAUGCAAGAAGAUUUUCCUAUCACAAUAACAUCGCAAUCUUACUUAGAUAUAUUUCCGAAAAAUCAAUUAGUGUAUCUCACUCCACACUGUAGAACAAAUUUGACUAAAUAUGAUCCAAAUAUGGUUUAUAUCAUAGGUGCAUUGGUAGACAAGGGAGAUUCACAACCAUUAUCUUUGGCAAAAGCUAAAAAAGAAGGUAUUCAGAUGGCUAAAUUUCCUAUAAACCAAUAUCUCACUUGGGGUACUAGCUCGUCAAAGAGUCUUACACUCGACCAGUCGAUUAAGGUAAUGUUGGAUUUGAGGCACACAGGAGAUUGGAAAAAGGCAUUAGAGAAUGUGCCAACUAGAAAGUUAAAACCUGCCAGAGAAUAUAUGUUACACAGCAAGCUGCAGAAGUCUAUAUUUUCGAAAAGAGAGACUCAGGAAUCCAGCAUUCAAGAUUUUACAUUUGAAAGCAGGAAAAUGAAUUAAUGUUAAUUAAUUUUAUUGUAUAUUAAAC